Lingula anatina is the source of this 2458-nucleotide messenger RNA. RefSeq names its product copine-8. Gene Ontology annotation, cellular component: plasma membrane. Gene Ontology annotation, molecular function: calcium-dependent phospholipid binding. The record is from RefSeq and is a predicted model, not a curated record. Lineage: Eukaryota; Metazoa; Brachiopoda; Lingulata; Lingulida; Lingulidae. Gene Ontology annotation, biological process: cellular response to calcium ion.
CAAUCCCAGUUUGACCCGGAUUUGACCUUCUCGGUUUUAAAAGUAGGGCACCUGCCUUCCCAGAGAUCAUUGCGAAAACAGAACUCCGAUGGCUAGCAUGUUUCAACCAGGGGCCGGGGCGAUUCCGGCCACUUUAGUCGAAAUUUCAGUUUCUUGCAGGAAUUUACAUGAUAUGGAUGUUUUUUCAAAGUCAGACCCUUUAUGUGUUUUAUAUGUCAAAGAUCGUGGAUCUGAGAGAUAUAGAGAGUUGGGUCGUACAGAGGUCAUAUGGAACAACCUCAAUCCAGAUUUUGUCAAGAAGUUCACAAUGCAUUACUUCUUUGAAGAGAGGCAGAUGUUAAGAUUUGAGGUGUUUGAUGUAGACUCAAAGAGUGCAGACCUCAGCAAACAUGAUUUCCUGGGACGUAUGGAGUGUAGUCUGGGCGAGGUUGUCAGUGCAGGCAGGCUGCAGAAACCAUUGACGGGACAAAACAUUAAGAAGGGAGCCAUAAUAGCAGUGACAGCAGAUGAAAUGACUAGUUGUAAGGAGGAAGCGACCAUGCAGUUUUUUGGUAGAAAGCUGGAUAAGAAGGACUUCUUUGGCAAGUCAGAUCCCUUCCUUGUGUUCUACAGGAGUAAUGAAGAUGGGAGUUUCACUGUGGUGCACAAAACAGAAGUCAUCAAAAACACACUGAACCCAAACUGGAAUGUCUUCACCAUUCCUGUGAGGUCACUGUGCAAUGGAGACUAUGACAGGAGUAUCAAAGUGGAAUGUUAUGACUGGGAUAGAGACGGAGGGCAUGACCUGAUAGGUGAAUUUUUUACAACACUGAGGGAGCUCUCCAAGGGAAAAUGUGGACAAAAUGAAUUUGAGUGUAUUAAUCCAAAGAAGAAGGCCAAAAAGGGAGCCAAGUAUAAAAAUUCUGGAGUGAUCACUGUAGAGAGCUGCAGAGUUGUACAAGUUCCAACAUUUUUAGACUACAUUAAAGGAGGCACCCAGCUCCAGUGCACUAUAGCCAUAGACUUCACUGCAUCCAAUGGGGACCCCAGGACUCCGACCUCUCUUCACUAUAUCAACCCAUAUCAGCCUACACAGUAUGCCAUGGCUCUACAGGCAGUGGGCGAAAUUAUAGAAGACUAUGACUCUGAUAAGUUGUUCCCAGUGCUGGGGUUUGGGGCACGUCUGCCGCCUGAUGGGAGAAUUUCACAUGAAUUCUUUGUGAACAUGCACCCCACGGAUCCUUACUGUGCUGGCUUACAAGGAGUGAUGCAGGCAUAUUCCAAUGCUUUACAGAAAGUUCAGCUUUAUGGGCCCACAAACUUUGCUCCUGUUAUCAACCAUGUGGCCAGGUUUGCAUCUGCCAGGCGGAAUGGAACAGAUUAUUUUAUUUUGUUGAUAUUAACUGAUGGAAUUAUCACGGAUAUGCCUCAGACCAAAGAAGCCAUAGUAAAUGCUGCAUCCUUGCCCAUGUCUAUUAUCAUAGUAGGAAUAGGAGAAGCUGAUUUUGAUGCUAUGGUGGAGUUGGAUGGAGAUGAUAUCAGGGUGUCUUCAAGAGGAAGGUAUGCUGAGAGAGAUAUUGUACAGUUCGUGCCAUUCAGAGAUUUCAUCCGUUCCAACUCUGACAUGGGCAUUAGCAAGGCACAGCUUGCCAAGGAAGUGUUGGAAGAAAUCCCAGACCAGUUUAUCUCGUACAUGAAGAAACACAACAUCAAACCACAGCCCCCACAAGCAGUGCAGAGUUUGCCACCUGCUCUUUAGCUGAAAACAGAACAGGUUUUAUGACAAGAUCACACCACAUGGAGUAAUGAGCAAUGAGUAAUGAGUAAUGAGAUUUAUAAUUCAUUAUAAGUCAUUUGUUUUAAACAAGGAGAAAGACAGUGUUUUUUCAUAGCGGAGGCAUGGUAACAUUUGUACAUUAUAAACAGACCCCCUCCCCAUUCCCAGUUGUUGUACAUAGAUAAUGUAUAAAUCUCUCCUAACCUCAGUGUCUCAUUUUUAUGUACAAACAUGCUGCCUUGUUUUAAUUCCGGUAAUUGUAUAUACUUGUACGUAAACAGACUACUAUCUCUUUUGUAUUGUACUAGAGAUUAUUAUUUAUAAAAAGUAACAUUUUCUUUAGCAUAACACCUUGUAAAUGUUGACAAAUCAAAGAUGUUUUUGGAGGCAUGAAAGCCACUGUGUUAUCAGUAGUUCAGACUGCACAGACAAUAUUGUAGGUCCUAUCAUUAGUUGUAAACAGUGCUGCCAUCUAGGGAUUAAGCACAGAAUUAUUUUCCCAUGACCAGUUUAGGAGGCACGGGGACAGAGAAGCAAUAAUUAUUUAGCUGAGCACAGAAAGCAUUUAUAACUUAUGUAUGAAUCCCAUGCAAAGAAAACACACACUCUUUUAUGAAAUGUUGAGUGAUUUCUUUUAAAUGUUUUGAUGACAGAAAUAUGAAGAAAGGAGGAGAGAGAAAAAUAAUUAUACCCUUGCAUAUU